Messenger RNA from Sycon ciliatum, 1297 nucleotides. RefSeq lists its product as uncharacterized. Gene Ontology annotation, biological process: transmembrane transport. The coding region runs from base 427 to 1218 and encodes 263 amino acids. Gene Ontology annotation, cellular component: membrane. The transcript is spliced from 9 exons. Lineage: Eukaryota; Metazoa; Porifera; Calcarea; Leucosolenida; Sycettidae. Gene Ontology annotation, molecular function: transmembrane transporter activity. The record is from RefSeq and is a predicted model, not a curated record.
GCUCUUGUACAAUAUCGUGAAGUCACUUUGUUGGCGAAAUCAGAUCAUCCUGCUAGUAGGGGCGCUGGAAUAGCUGCACUACCGGUAUCCUACCAGAUCAGACAUCGGAUUCAUAGAUUUCCACGUAUGUAGCAGCGGAAACUGAGCGGUGCGCACUUCCGUCUUCAACGACAGUCACCCUCCGGAGGUUCCGCACUUCACCUCAAUCACAUUCUUCUUGGCCACAUGGAUGACCGGACCGGGAUCCUGCUGCAUUGCACCGUUAUCUAAUUCAGCUGGAGGUAGUUUGUGACACGCGGCAUGCGCUAGUGACUAGUGGUGGAAGAUUAUCCGUCUACAACUUACAAGUCUAGGAGAAGGAGAGCAUGGAUUCGGACCAAGAAGACGAACUGCUUUUAAACAACAGUGAAACUGACAACAAGCCCCAUGAUAAGUUGUCGCUGUUGCCCAGUCAGGCAGCAAAGGCACCACCAGCAGAUGCAGAUUCACUGUCGCGGCUGGCACCAGUCCAAUCAUCCCCAGCAUCUCAAGCAAAAUGGCUACUAUACGGCUGGGGAUGUCAUCGAAUAUAUCGGUGUAUGUGCUCACCAAUAUGAGCUGCUCCUCCUCCUCGGUGCUACAGCGCUGGUGCACGGAAUGGACACCACGUUCUUCACGUUUGUACCGAUGUAUGCUGGCUGUAACUUCAAUCUCUCUCUAGUCGAGCAGACUUUAGUCUCUGUGAUAUACCUGGCAGGUCUGUUCUGUGGGUCGCUUGCAUUUGGCUUUAUCUCUGACGUCGCCGGAAGAAAGCUGUCCCUGGUGGCAGCGACAACACUACUGGUUGUGGUCUCCUCGCUAGUCCUGUUCACCUACACCAGUACACUGCUGCUGAUCUUCAGGUUUGUGUCCGGCUUUGCCAUCGGCGGCAUGAACAUCAGGACAACGUGGAUGUUUGAAAGUUUACCAAUUCGCCGACAUCAGGAAGCACUGCUGACGAUGGUGACACUUUGGCAAGUGGGCAUGAUGAUAGAGAUUCCGCUGUUGCUACUGGCUGGACGCAGGUGGCCAUGGCUGGUGAUAGGCAUUCACCUUCCGCUCAUUAUUAUCCUCAACUUUCUACUGCUGGCAUCCGAAUCACCCCGUUUCCUCGGAGAGCAGAGGCUCUUUGAUGAUGCUACAGCGUGCUGGCAAAGUUUGCCCAGCGUCGCCAGAUUGCCCUGCCGCAAGUUAAUCUGAUCACCGAAGCGGAGAAGUCAGCACUGGAACGGAGGAAGAAGCAGGAAGGAGACGAGCCUGAUGGAUCGGUUCAGGAGCA